AUGAGGUUGACGGCCGACCUCAUAAAUAGGUCCCUCUCCUACAUCAAUCCCCUCCAAGAAAGAGAACUUGACCUACGAGGGCAUAAAAUUCCAGCCAUUGAGAAUUUAGGGGCAGCAUCACAGGACCAUGACUGUAUCGACUUCACAGACAACGACAUCACCAUACUCGGCAACUUCCCGCUGAACCCGAGAAUACGGACGCUCAUGUGCGCGCGGAAUCGCAUCGCCAGUGUUCAGUCGACGUUGCCGAAGUCGAUACCGGGCCUCACGACGCUGGUCCUCGCCCAGAACAACCUCGCCGAGCUGGCGGACUUGGACCCGCUCGCGACCUUCAAAUACCUUACACACCUGGUCCUCACCGAGAAUCCCGUCACAACAAAGCAGAACUACCGAUACUGGGUACUCUGGCGAUGUCGAAACGUUCGGUUCUUGGAUUACCAAAAGGUGAAAAAAGCGGAGCGAGACAAGGCGGACGAGCUCUUCGGAACGCAGGAGGAGCCUUCGGCGCUGGCGGCGAAGAUCAUGGGAGUCAAAUCCCGAACCUUCGACAUCCCGUCCGCCGACAUGAACGGGGAGCCGUCGAGCAAAGUGAACCGCGUCAAGCUGACGGAUAAGGAGAGGAAGAGGGUGGAGGAACUGAUCCGGAAUGCGAAGAGCUUGUCGGAGAUCACACGGUUGGAGAAAGAAUUGAACGAGGGGAGGAUUCCGGGAGGGGUGCAUCCCGAUGCUAUGGAGGAGUGA
Eremomyces bilateralis CBS 781.70 is the source of this 741-nucleotide messenger RNA. Its product is annotated as U2 small nuclear ribonucleo protein A. The transcript has 5 exons. Bases 1 to 741 code for a protein of 246 amino acids. The record is from RefSeq and is a predicted model, not a curated record. NCBI's taxonomy places the organism in Eukaryota, Fungi, Ascomycota, Dothideomycetes, Eremomycetales, Eremomycetaceae. Gene Ontology annotation, biological process: mRNA splicing, via spliceosome. Gene Ontology annotation, cellular component: U2 snRNP. Gene Ontology annotation, molecular function: protein binding; U2 snRNA binding.